CAUCCAUUAUCCUGUUUUCCUGCCUCCCAGACUCUCAGUUUUCCACAGGCCCACAACCAUGGCUUCUACUAAGCUUAUAGCCCCUCUUCACGUCUCCUUUUACAACCCCAUUUCAAAAUUCUCUUGGUCCAACAGUAAAGACACUGUCUUUCCUUCAAAACCACUCACCAUAGUUUCUGCCAAUAAAGCAAAAAGGAGGGGAAAAUUGAGGUACCCAUCUGAGAAAAAGAAGCUAAAACUCCAAAGACAAUACGAAAUCGAUGAAAGAAACAAACUUGAAGGUGUUUGGAGGCUUUUCAAGCUUGAAGUCUCGGUUGAUAAAGACCCUGGAAAAGAUUUUCUUGGUGUUUCGGAUGCUUUGCUUGAAGAAAUUGCUAAAGUUCUCAAAUUUCCGGUUGCUUCAAUGUUGCCACCAGAGGCUUUCACAGUUCUUAGAAAGUCUUUUGAUGCUCGAAAGAAGGAACCAAAGUUUGUGUACGCAGUGAAUAUGGAUGUCUCCAAACUUCUGAGCUCAGAGCCUCGUACUUUAGACUUUAUUUCUGAUCUGGAGCCGAAGACUGGGCUUAUAGAGCAUCUGACUGAUCAGAGAGAUUCUGGAGAUUUUGGUGAUUUAAUAAGCCUAGUUAAGAAUUGCAAAAAGAAUAAUGAAACAGAAGGUGUGGGGCCCAGAAAUCAUUAUGGGGGAUCACUAGUGUAUCCCUAUGCUCGAAAACCAAAAGUUGCAGUUGUUGGUAGUGGGCCUUCAGGCUUGUUUGCUUCUCUUGUACUUGCUGAAUUUGGAGCAGAUGUUUCAUUGAUAGAGAGAGGGCAACCAGUUGAAAGAAGGGGGCGUGACAUUGGAGCUUUGGUAGUUCGACGAAUGUUACAAGAGGAUAGCAAUUUUUGCUUUGGGGAGGGUGGUGCAGGUACUUGGAGUGAUGGAAAGCUAGUAACAAGAAUUGGGAAAAAUAGUUAUAGUGUUACAACAGUUUUGAAGACAUUGAUUCACUUUGGAGCUCCAAAAAACAUAUUGGUUCAUGGAAAACCUCAUCUGGGAACUGACAGAUUGGUUCCACUACUUCGCAAUUUCCGACAAUACCUACAAGAGUUGGGUGUCAUUGUUAAGUUUGGAACCAGGCUGGAUGAUCUGCUUGUGGAAGGUGCACAUGUUGUGGGUAUCAGUGUUUCUGAUUCAAUAGGCAACCUGGAGUCCACUAGCCUGAAGUUAGGAUUCGAUGCAGUAGUUAUUGCUGUUGGGCAUUCUGCACGUGAUACCUAUCAAAUGCUUCUUUCUCAUAACGUGGACAUGGUUCAAAAAGAUUUUGCUGUAGGUUUGCGGGUUGAGCAUCCUCAAGAAUUAAUAAACAGUAUACAGUACUCUGAAUUGGCGAAUGAAGUUCAGAGUGGAAAAGGCAAAGUACCAGUUGCAGAUUACAAGGUUGCUGCAUAUGUGAGUGGAGAAUAUGAAGAUGCACCCUUAAGUUUAGGAUCAACAAACCGUAGCUGCUACUCCUUCUGCAUGUGUCCUGGAGGUCAGGUGGUCCUCACUAGUACUGAUCCAUCAGAACUUUGUAUCAAUGGCAUGUCUUUCUCUCGACGUUCAUCUAGGUGGGCAAACGCUGCGCUUGUUGUCUCUGUAUCAUCAAAAGAUUUUGAUGCUCUAAAUUUGCAUGGACCACUUGCUGGUGUUGAAUUUCAGAGGGAAUUUGAAAGAAAAGCAGCUAUAAUGGGAGGUGGAAAUUUUGUGGUGCCUGUUCAAACAGUUACCGAUUUUCUAAAUAGCAAGUUGCCAGUAAAAUGCAUACCAUCAUCAAGUUAUCGUUUAGGAGUGAAAGCAACCAGUCUUCAUGAACUAUAUCCUCCACACAUAACAGAGGCUUUGCGGCAUUCAAUUCUGAUGUUUGAGAAAGAGCUACCAGGAUUUAUCUCCAACAGUGCGCUUCUCCAUGGAGUGGAGACAAGAACCAGUUCUCCUGUCAGGAUAUUACGAAACUCUGAUACUCACGAGAGUACAUCGCUGAAGGGGCUAUAUCCUGUUGGUGAAGGAGCAGGUUAUGCUGGUGGAAUUGUUAGUGCAGCUGUGGAUGGUGUGUAUGCUGGUUUUUCAUUAGCAAAAAGUUUAGGCCUUUACAGGGGAGGUAUAGAAGAUGUGCUGGGCAAGGAUCAAAAUGUUGGCUUCUUUAAAUACUGAGGCCAUGUUUCUGUUGAGGAGUAUCGAGCGAUUAGUUUUGAGUACAAGGAGCUUAUAUACAUUGUUGAGGACUAGAACAAACCACUUCAACAAUUUUGUAGACAGUCAACCUGCGAAAAUGUGUACAUGAUACAUAUAAGCUACUUUUAACCCCCAGUUGUAAUUGCUUUUUCAUAAUAUAAUUGCUUCUUCAUUCAUUC
Messenger RNA from Coffea arabica (coffee), 2370 nucleotides. RefSeq lists its product as uncharacterized. Gene Ontology annotation, molecular function: FAD binding. Lineage: Eukaryota; Viridiplantae; Streptophyta; Magnoliopsida; Gentianales; Rubiaceae. The record is from RefSeq and is a predicted model, not a curated record.